This is a messenger RNA of Suillus subaureus, 2890 nucleotides long. RefSeq lists its product as uncharacterized. The record is from RefSeq and is a predicted model, not a curated record. The transcript is spliced from 9 exons. Gene Ontology annotation, molecular function: protein heterodimerization activity. Lineage: Eukaryota; Fungi; Basidiomycota; Agaricomycetes; Boletales; Suillaceae. The coding region runs from base 131 to 2758 and encodes 875 amino acids.
UUGUUGAAGUGAAAGUCUUAUUUUGGAGAAAUUUCCUUGGUGAUGAGAAGCGUGAUCGCAAUCUGAAACCGAGCUCUAGGCGUCACUACUUUGGCCGCGUGAUUCUCCUACGCUCUCCCGCCUGUACAUUAUGAUCGAGCCCAUUGGUGCUUACGUUCCAACUUUUAUUUCGUCUCGUUCUGCCGAUGUUAUCCUGUCCGACAUUCGUCCUACUAAGUUAACUUCCGACGCUCUCAACUCCGUCAAUGCCCUACUGGACGAGUUACUCUGUAGCAUACUUAAUGCAGCUCGGUCGUUCAACCCUUCCCGACUGAGGACCGCAAUGCACAAAGUUCUACCGACCGCCCUGGGCAAAGAAGCUAUACUUGAGGCUGAGAUGGAACUCAGAGCGUACUAUCAGCGUACAGUUACUGCUGUAGGCUCGGGUUCGUCGAGCGAGGAUGGCGUUUUCAAUUUGCAGUGGGCAUCCGAGCUUCUAAGACUUAAAUGCGAAGCAUAUUCGACUUUAAGCGAUACAGACGAGAAUUCAGAUGCCGAAAAUCGCCUGAAGGAACGUAUGCUUGCAGAUGGUGUCCCUCCUCCCAAGCAGGAAGUCCUUUCACCAGCCUCACUCUAUCUAACUGCCAUCAUUGAGUCCAUAUGCGAGCACAUUCUGUCAAACGUGGGACGUGUCGCAUCACGAGAUAGUAGCCGAGCAACAGCUAACUCUCAAGAUUUAUUCAUCGCACUUUGCGAAGAUAGUACGAUAUAUGGUUUUUUCAAGAAUAUGAAGGUCUACGGACAAAUUGAGACAUUGUCAAAAUUACCGAAACCGAGACGAAGUAAAUCUUUUACCCGGGAAAAGUUGUCGGGUGCGACAUCCUCGGCGUCCUCUCGCGAGGGAGAUGCAUCCCGAAAUGACACCUCACGCCAUCGCAUGUCGUCAGAGUCAUCUAAUAUCGGACCCGCCAUGGUUGCGGGCUCCAAUCAUCACUCCGCGAGAUCAUCUAUCGACAAGGCACGCGCGAUUAAAAUAUUUAGUGGCAACAGCAAUAGAGGAUCAAAUGACCAUCCAAAUGGUACUGACUCUGUAGUUGGUCAUAGGAAGACAGAUUCGUUAGUGAGCGCGAAUGCGAAGCAAUCCAUCCAUAGUGGGGACAGGUCUCCCAUUUCGCCAACAUUUUCCGAGGAUCGAUCACAAGAAUUCGAUGACAUGAUGCGAUCAGGGUCAACCAUGAAGGUAUCUCUCACCCCGGAUAGGCUGCGGACGAUGGAGGCUCUUAACAAAGAGAAGGCACGCUUCAACGCAUUACUAGCACCCACUGCGCCUGACCAGCCCAAGCGGACGACGAGACCAUCCUUGCGGCACGUUGACUCUAUUCACGAGGACGACGAAAUACAGCCCAUAGCGAAACCCCCUCCAACGUCACGCCCUCGACAGCUCAGUGCCGCUACUGCCUCAGGAUCUAGUCCACCCUCUUCCACUCGCGCUCGCUCUGCCUCUUCCGCUGAUCCCAUGGUGCUAAAGUCUACCACAUUCCCACCACCAAGGCCGCCGCAGUCGAACCUUGGUUCGUCCCUGAAGCUACCGAACUUGACACCAAGCAAGGUACAGCAGAAGCAAACAAGGCCCGUCCCUCAUGGAUUGGAUGUCAACCAGUCACGACCUCCUCGUACUCGCACCGUCGCGAGAAACCGAGAAUCACUUGAUCUUGAUGAUAUCAUGGGUGGUUCGGAUAACGAGGAUGAGGCAGAGAAGCUGAAGAGUACGCCGUGCUAUAAUCCGCAGAGAGGCGUAUCGGCAAGCGCUAGAGAGCUGAUUGACUUUCUCGCUGAGGGCCCACCAGAACCUCCCCCGACUUCCCCAACCAAUAUCAACUCAGGGUCUCUUUUGACCUCAAAAAAGACUGGUCGCCUGCAGCGUAUGAUCUCUAAGAUCACCCUCAACGGAAAUGAGAAGGUUCGUUCUGACAAUGAAUCUGGCAAAAGCUCUCCCCGGAGGGCAGACGCUCCUAUCCCUCUUCUACCCAACAAGUCCCUGACGAAUCUCAGCUCCCUCGCGAACAGACCCGUUCCGCCUCGAUAUCCCACCGACUUGCCCUCUGCUACAUCAUCAGAGUCCCGCAGCUCUGUUGAUAAUGCACUCUCAGAUCAUCGGGUUCGGAAACAGUCUUUUUCACGCAAACCGGUGCCCCCAUUCGAUCCCAAAACAACCUCACCAGAUUCUCUUGUCCCUACGUUGGCUCCCGGCAUGGCUGUGGUGGAUGUUGGUUCCCUUGCACCUCCCGUACCCACUAGUUUUGCAGUCCUAACCACCUCCAAACGUGUAUUUGAACAUGAAUCCGUCAGCAAACGUGGUUCUGGUGAUAGUUCAUCGGCUGUAGCACGCCUGGAAGCCCCUGCUCGUUCGAGCUCAGAGUCAAAAACGCCAGAACGUUCCUCUUCCAGAGUUGUCCUCUCACACCUUGCCAAACGUCCAGCGCAGUUGUCCCCCGCCACAGCUUCACCUUCCAUCCCGGCCUCUGUCAUCGAUCAUGCUCAUGAAAUGCGGCGAACGCUCUCACAUGCAACGAGCGCAACCGAAUGUCGUCUGCUCAUCGAUAUUUUCUUGGCUCGGGCUGGUUUGGUGGCCGAUUCGUCGGAGCUUCAAGCUCUAGUCCCCGCCCCACUAACCCCCGAAUCCGCUGCAAAGGAGUCUCAGAUGGAGCACGCCAUUGUUGAACUAUUGCUGGGUGGCGAUGAAGAGUCUUUAGACCCGCCAGUCCAGUCUGAACCAUGACCCAUGCAAGCCUCACCCGUUGUACGAUUCAAAGUUACUAUGGAUACAGCCUAAUGAUACCCAGCUCUCUUCACUCGAUCUUCCAUGUAGAUCUAACAACUACUCAUUUCUAUUGACCUUCAUUCUCGUUAU